GUCGCAGCGGAGGGAAAGGGAGCGGGGCGGCGGGGCGCUGGCGGCGGCGGCGGCGGCGGCGGGGCGGAGGAUCCGGCGGGAGCAGCGAGAGCGUCUUGGGGGCGAAGGGGCGCCCGGUGGGCCGCCUCGGCCCGGACCAUGCCGAUCCUCCUCUUCCUCAUAGACACGUCCGCCUCCAUGAACCAGAGGGCCUACCUGGGCACCAGCUACCUGGACAUCGCCAAGGGCGCCGUGGAGCUCUUCAUGAAGCUUCGGGCCCGAGACCCGGCCAGCCGCGGCGACAGGUACAUGCUGGUCACCUUCGACGAGGCGCCGUUCUGCAUCAAGGCUGGAUGGAAGGAAAAUCAUGCCACUUUCAUGAACGAACUGAAAAAUCUGCAAGCUUCAGGAUUGACGACUCUUGGACAGGCCCUGAGAUCAUCGUUUGACCUGCUAAACCUCAACAGAUUAGUGUCUGGAAUAGACAACUAUGGGCAGGGAAGGAACCCUUUCUUUCUAGAGCCAUCUAUUUUAAUUACCAUCACAGAUGGAAACAAACUGACAAAUACUUCUGGUGUUCAAGAGGAGCUUCAUCUUCCUCUGAAUUCCCCCCUGCCUGGUAGUGAGCUAACCAAAGAACCAUUUCGCUGGGAUCAAAGGCUCUUUGCCCUUGUGUUGCGCUUGCCUGGAGCCUCUUCUGUGGAACCAGAACAGCUUGGAAGUGUUCCCACAGAUGACUCUGCUAUCACACAGAUGUGUGAAGUCACAGGAGGACGCUCAUAUUGUGUUCGAACACAAAGAAUGUUGAACCAGUGUUUAGAAUCGCUAGCUCAGAAAGUUCAAAGUGGUGUUGUCAUUAAUUUUGAAAAAUCAGGACCAGACCCACCCUACAUUGGGGAAGAUGGACUUGUUGACACCACAAGGCCAGUCAGCUCUUUUGGUUCUCAGCCUUGGCACAGCUGUCAUAAACUUAUCUAUGUGCGGCCAAACCCUAAAACAGGAGUUCCUGUUGGACACUGGCCAAUUCCAGAAUCUUUUUGGCCUGAUCAAAAUUCGCCAACCCUGCCUCCUCGCACAGCCCAUCCGGUGGUGAGGUUCUCCUGCAUGGAUUGUGAGCCCAUGGUGAUCGAUAAGCUUCCGUUUGACAAGUAUGAGCUUGAGCCAUCACCUUUAACACAGUACAUCUUGGAGCGAAAGUCACCUCAUGUGUGCUGGCAGGUGUUUGUAAGCAGCAGUGGAAAAUAUAGCGAGCUGGGUCAUCCCUUUGGGUACUUGAAGGCCAGCACCACCCUCACAUGUGUCAAUCUGUUUGUGAUGCCUUACAACUACCCUGUUUUGCUUCCUCUGCUAGAUGACUUUUUUAAGGUCCACAAACUUAAGCCAAAUCUGAAGUGGCGCCAAGCUUUGGACAACUACAUAAAAACCAUGCCUCCAUACUACUUACUGCCAUUAAAGAAAGCCCUAAGGAUGAUGGGAGCUCCAAAUCUGAUAUCAGAUAAUUUAGAUUGUGGACUUAGUUACAGUGUUAUCUCUUACCUUAAAAAACUCAGCCAACAGACGAAAACUGAGUCAGAGCGGAUAAUAGCAUCUGUGGGUAAGAAACCACCACAAGAGACGGGUAUUAAAGUGAAAAAUCACUCCAGUGGCCUCUCCUUGAUCCAGAGCAGGGAUUUCAAACAGCUCCUUCAAGGGAUCUCCGGGGAAUCUCUGCUGAGGCUGCCUGACAUGAGCGUGAAGGAGUUUGCUGGAUUCCACAUAGGACUCUUGAACAAGGAUCUGAAGCCACAAGCAUACAGGAAUGCUUAUGAUAUUCCUCGACGCAGCCUUCUAGACCAGCUGACCAGAAUGAGGACUAAUCUGUUGAAAACACAUAAGCUUAUUCUAGGCCAGGAUGAAGAUUGCCUUCACAGUGUUCCUGUGGCUCAGAUGGGAAAUUACCAGGAAUACCUGAAGAUGAUGCCUUCUCCACUUCGGGAAAUUGACCCAGACCAACCCAAAAGGCUUCAUACUUUUGGUAAUCCUUUCAAGCAGGAUAAGAAGGGAAUGAUGAUCGAUGAAGCAGAUGAAUUUGUUGCUGGUCCUCAGAACAAAAUCAAGCGUCCAGGGGAGCCCAACACUCCUGCCUCCUUGAAGAGAAGGCGUAGCAUGUCUCCACUCUUGAGGCGACCCCAGUCACCCCCGGUUGUAGCCAAUCAUGUUGGGGGAAAGGGCCCUCCGUCUGCUGCAGGGUCUCCAUCCAACCCUAGUCUUAAAGCCAUACCAGCUUUCAAAGAAACAAAUAGCAAUAUGGUCCAAGAUGGCAAUGGUGACAAGAAGGUGGAAAACUUUCAGUCUCUUGACAAACAGGGAGAUGGGCUGCUGACACAUCUGGUUCCAAUGCCCCCUUCUGCUGUGAUGGAUGAUGACCUGCCAAAUGACGUGGAUUCGCUGACCAGUGAGCUGAACUGCAUUGGGGAAGACGGACUAGACCACAGACCCCUUACUAAUUCCCUUGUUCGGGGACCUGUGAACUACAGCGUGUCUUCAGAGGACCAAAAGCUAAUCUCAGAGCCACCGUCAGGAACCGUACCAAACUCAGUGAAAAUAACACCCAGUAUGUUUGAAGGGAACAACGAAGUUAUCAAAAUUAAAGUUAUGAAGGAGGUCCGCAAGCCUGGGAGAAAUUAUGAAAAAAUCUUCUCCCUGCUCGAAGAAGUGCAAGGCCCUGCUGCAGUUCAAAAGUAUUUCAUUGAAUUUGCUAUCAAAGAGGCAGCAAGGUUUAAAAAACGGGUCUUAAUUCAGCACUUAGAGAGAAUUCUAGAGGAAAUAGAGUUCAGCAGCCUGCCCAACAGAGUUAAUCAUGUCAACAGUAGAUAAUAGUGUGCCAAGAAGACGCAUGCACGGGCCAGGGAGAACACGUCAGCUGUGUCGCAGAGGAGCGGAAGAGGACAUGGCGGCAGCGACCCCUGCCACCCUGGCAGCCAGGCUGUUUUUCUGUUGGAGUCUAAGAAGAUGAAGAGGAAGGAGAGAAAGGAGAAGAAGAGGAAGGGUGGAGUUUUUACGUUUGCGAACCUCUUUCGCCGGAGACCGGGCUGUGACCUCGAUGGAUUUGCUGCAGAAGGCGUGGCUUCCUCCCUCCCUGCUCUACUUUGGAGGGCCUGAUCCGCUCAAUGGGCCGAAGACAAAUACCCAGUGCUGCCCUCCUGCAGGUGAUGAAAAUUUAACUCACUUGAACCUUUGUUCUAAGACACUUUAAAAAAACAAAAAAAAAGCCACAAUGCUGCUGCUUUAGGCAGCGGGUCGAAUCUUUCAAAGACAGGAUGGCACACGCUUUAUCUGCACUUGUGUUGGAAUGAUCCUUUGACCUUAAAAAAAAAAGGAGGAGAGGGAGAAAAGAGAAAUCCCUCUGUGGUUGUAGUGCAUGUUGUCGCUAUAGACCUGAAGGUCCAAACUCCCCAAGAACUGCUAGCCGAUCCAGGCACAAGUUUUCAGGGUAAAUUGAAUUUUGAAAGUUAAAAGGAGCUGCUAAAACUGGGUUGAGGAAAGCUGUCGAGAGCCCCGUGACUACUGUCGGUGGUAGCCACUAAGCAACCUACCUCAGCCUCUCUUCUCUUUUGUCUGCAGACAUUAUGAAAAGCGCGCCCGAGGCUCCCCCAGGUCCAGACUUCAGUUCUCUUUCAUCUUGUGAGGAGGACGGAGACUCUUCACGUGGACUUGGCUUUGGAAGCGCUUAAAGGAAACUUUGGGUGCAAUAAAAAUUAAAAAACAAAACACUGAAAGAACACAACUCCCUUUCCUUCCCUAGUCUAUAUAUCUCUAUAUAUCUAUAUCUAUAUAUAUUUUACUUUUUAAAUGUUCAUAUGAGAGGAGAUUAUUUUGGACAGUGUUGUUUACCAGAUCCUUACUUUGAUAUAUCAAAACUGUGUGUGCUUGCGUGCGUGUGUGUACAUAUAUAUAUAUAUAUAUAUAUUAUAUAUAUAUAAACAUGUAUAUGAGAGAUUUUUUUUGAGCACUUGUACAUAAUAAAAAGAACAUUUUAUGAUU
Molecule: messenger RNA, 4002 nt
Organism: Sceloporus undulatus (fence lizard)
Lineage: Eukaryota; Metazoa; Chordata; Lepidosauria; Squamata; Phrynosomatidae
Product: integrator complex subunit 6-like
Exons: 18
Coding region: 139-2835 (898 amino acids)
Biological process (GO): snRNA 3'-end processing
Cellular component (GO): integrator complex
Source: RefSeq, a predicted model, not a curated record